AUGCUGUGCUCGCCCGACAGUUCCAAGAGGCUCUCGAUCAGAGGUCGCUCGCGAGCCUCUUUACUACUGGGGUCACUCAUUUGGUUCCUAAAGAUCAGGUUACCACAGACCCGAAAUGGAUGUCGGGGCGGCGGUCGUGGAACCAAGGAACCGCUUCUCAUCGACGCGGUCAUUGGUAAAAUGGUUAAACGUAACCGUCGGAACUUCUCCGCCGCCUGGACAGACUACAAAAAGGCAUUCGACUCUGUGCCCCAUACAUGGCUAAAGAGGGUCCUCGAACUGUACAAAGCCUCUCUAAACAUC
Molecule: messenger RNA, 303 nt
Organism: Iphiclides podalirius (scarce swallowtail)
Lineage: Eukaryota; Metazoa; Arthropoda; Insecta; Lepidoptera; Papilionidae
Source: the annotation of a GenBank genome assembly